GAUGGACAUGUGUUGACAAAUAAAGACCGACUCACCCACACGUGAGAGUGUCCACCACAAGCCUCGGUCUCGUACAACCAAUGCAAACAUUCAUUCACAUUUCCACCACGCAGCCACACACUAACGCCAGACAUGUAUAUAUGGAUGUGCACGCUGGACAGUGCAUUGAUGAAAAAAUAACCACGAGCUGGAAGAGAGUCGGCGACGGGAGCAGCCACCAUGCAGCACCCGUCCCGACUCCCCAUUCAGAUCAGUCUUUGAAUGUCACUCCCCCCGCCCCAGUUGGUGAGCCACUGCCCUCUGCUGCACUCACCCCUUUCUUCGGUGCCGCUGCCCCGUGUUUGGACAGCAUCUGCUCCCGCCAAAGGGCCCGUGGGUCCGCCUUCGGACCUCCGCCGAAGUCAAACAAUUGCCCGGACUCCUCUCUCUGGAUGAUCUGCGACUUCUUCCGCCCUUUGGUCGGUGAAGCCGAUGCCCUGCGGCUGGCACUUCUUGCUGGGCUGCGUGCCUUCGGGGAAGCGCCUGCUGGCUGUGCUGGACCGAUGGGAAGACGGAGCUCUUCCUUGGCCGCCAGCGGGCUCGGCCCGGGGACACUGACGGCAGCACCCUGCUGGCACAGAGUAGUCAGAUAGGUGAUUGAUCUGUUCGUGUCUCGUGUGUCUCACCUCUGGCUUAAGUUGGCUCUCUUGUGAGAGGGCCAGGGCCAGAGUCUCCCGAGGAGCUUCAGAGGCCCUCUUGGCGCGAUGUGACGGCUUUGGAGGGGCUGAACGCGGCGAGACAGGCGUUUUCUCUUUCUCCUUCUUCGCCUUCGGCUUUACUUUUGGCACUAUGAGCUCAGUCUUGCGCCUAUACAUGUGGCUGAGCCUUUUGUCCAGAUCCUUGCUGAGCCUGCAGUCGAUCCGGUGCCGCACCUCAGAGACGUGAGAGCGCUUGUCCUUGGCAAUCCUCCGUAGCAUGUCAUCGUCAGUUAUGGGUGUCGAGUCGCUCCACAGGCUGGAUGAAAGUAUGCGCAGCCAUUGCUUGGCCGUCACCGCUGCCAUUGGUGCAGUGUACAAGUGCCUCCCGAACACAUACUCCAUUCUGUCCGCACGUACACACACACAAGGCCGGCUGAUGUGGCGGGCAUGCCUUUGUGUCUCCCUGGUUGGUCACUCACGCACUUUCUGACAACAGUUGGGAAGGGCAACAGAUUAGCGAGGAACGUGUACAUCUCGUCCAUCUGAAUAGACCUGUCUCUAUCCCUGUCCAGCACCUUAUACAGCACAUAGUUGAACAGCCCUCUCGGCUCAAGGCCCGUCGAGUCGUUCUUCGCUCGCAGGUACAUCCGCAUCACUUCGUCAAGGGAUAACACGCCGUUCAGGUCCUCGUCCGCCUCCCUGCAGGCACCAACAACACGUAAAGAGGUCAUCCUUCCAUCAGCCAUGAAUGCAUCCAUUGGUGUGUUUGCUGCCUCACCAGAUGAGCCCCUGCACAGCCCGGAGCGGGAGUAUGAUUCCAUCUUCUCUCAUGCUGUGUUGCAGUUCAUACGCAUCGAUAACCGAGUCCUCGUUGAUGUCCAGUUCGAAGAACACACGCCUGAUGUUGGCCUGCUCGUGCUGGGUGAGGUGUUUGUCGAGCUGUGAGAGGUCAUUGGUGUGGCCAAGUCGUGCUUGCAGGCGGGCGGGCGGCGGGGGAGGUGAGGGAGGAGGUGGGGGGGCCAUCCCGCCGUCUCGAAUGUAGCGAGCUAAGCUGGCGCGCCGUUACAGGUUCUCGAUCCAUCCAUCCAUCCAUGCAGCAGUCUCUGUAUCGUCAUGUACGACCAGGGGACAAAUCAGGUAUGAGGUGCAAUGUGGUGUCGUGUGUGCGAUUAAAUCAGAUACGAACACAUAAGAUAGCAGGCAGACAAACCGACAACAAACCGACAACAUAACACACCGCAGGCAGACAGGGAGGGAGGCAGAUGGUCUGCGGGCGCAUGUGUGUGUGUGUGUGUGUGUGUGUGUGACGAGGUAAGUAUGUAUGUACGGGUGGGUGGGCG
Vitrella brassicaformis is the source of this 2017-nucleotide messenger RNA. Lineage: Eukaryota; Vitrellaceae. The record is from the annotation of a GenBank genome assembly.